This is a messenger RNA of Malassezia restricta, 852 nucleotides long. RefSeq lists its product as uncharacterized. The record is from RefSeq and is a predicted model, not a curated record. NCBI's taxonomy places the organism in Eukaryota, Fungi, Basidiomycota, Malasseziomycetes, Malasseziales, Malasseziaceae. The transcript has a single exon. Bases 1 to 852 code for a protein of 283 amino acids.
AUGCCGCGCAUCGCCCGCCGCGCGCGCCGCCCUUUUUGUAGGCGGCGCGGCCCUGGAACAAAGAACGCCGAACAAAGACGCACGGACCGCGCUGUCAGACGCACCUCCACUUGUCGUCCCGCCUUCAUCAUGGUCUUGUCCCGUGUGCCUUGGUGGCGCCUGUCCCUGCUGCGCGUGCCGCGCACGCCGAAGGUGAUGCGACCGCUUUCUACGUCAGCGAGUGUCGGUUUCUCGCUCAUGAGCCUGUUUUCUAUGAAGAGCGUGACGGAUGUGCUGGGCACGAGUGAGAGUGCGUCGGUGCUGCGCGAGGCGUCGCCUGCCGCGCCGACCAAGCAGCCGUACACGCUCGUGUUCGUCCACUCGAGUGCGUGGGGCGUGUCGCGUCAGGCGUGGCAGUCGUGGAUUAUGUACUUCCGCGAGGCUGGCUACGACUGCCUCGACGUCCAGGUCGAGCUGCCGGCGAAGCCGGCCGACGGCGCGUCUCGGGACGAUGCGCUGGCCGAGCAGAUCUCGUCGCAGGUGCGGCAGAGUGCGCUGCAGCGCGAGCCGGUGCUCUUUGUGCGCGACGGCGCCGACGAGACUGUGCCUUCGUACCUGGGCCACGGCGGUCUCUUCUCGAACACGCGGGGCCCGAUGUCAGGCCUCGUCCUGCUGCACCCGCGAUCGCCUGAGAUGCUAAAGAAGGCGGACUGGCCCUCUGGCACGCCCGUGCUCGUGAUUCCCGCGAAGGACGCCGAAGCGUGGGAGGGCGCGGUGCCGUCGCGCCAUGUCAAGGUACUGGGCGACCGGUGGUCGGAGAAAGAGGGCCUGCUGAAGGAGGUCGAGAGCUGGAUGCGGUACGUCGGUCUGUAG